Messenger RNA from Syngnathus typhle (broad-nosed pipefish), 1376 nucleotides. RefSeq names its product biogenesis of lysosomal organelles complex-1, subunit 5, muted (gene bloc1s5). The record is from RefSeq and is a predicted model, not a curated record. Lineage: Eukaryota; Metazoa; Chordata; Actinopteri; Syngnathiformes; Syngnathidae. Gene Ontology annotation, cellular component: transport vesicle; BLOC-1 complex. The coding region runs from base 283 to 750 and encodes 155 amino acids. The transcript has 5 exons.
GUAGUAUGUUUUGUUUACCACAGUCAGCUGACUUGUCUUCCCAUGACUGCAAUCAAGCAGAAACCUGCAGACAUUAGAUAAACGAUGCAAAAUUGAAUAUACAUUACACAUUCAGGCAUACGCGUGCGUUACGUUUGUUAUACAAUUACGCUUCAGUUUGCUCGUAGCUUCCAGCUAAUCAUCUUACUUGUGUUUGAAGCACUUUGAAGGUAGCAUGUCGAGCUAGCUAGAGGAAAUCAAAAUGAGACUUCACCCCAGGAGAGCAUCUGUUUAUCUGUAAAAAUGGACAAAAUUAUUAAAGAUGUUGGUGAUAUCCAGUCUCGGCUGCUUGACCACAGGCCUGUUAUUAAUGCAGAGAUCCGUUACUUUGUCAGAGAAUUUGAGGAAAAAAGGGCUCACAGGGAGAGCCGCCUACUGGAGAGCAUGAGUAAAGUGGUGCAAGAAGCAAAUGAGGAAGUGCUACCUUCAGAUUUGGAAGGUGUGAAGCAGCAGCUCUCCAAUAUCAUUGCUCGACUGAAUGCUGCUAAUCACAUGGCCGAAAGAGUCCAGCAGAGGGAGCUAGAAACACACCAGAGCGGUCAGCUGCAGGAAAACAUAGGGCGUCUGAAAGAUGAGUGGGCAGACUUUGUAAAAGAGCAGCAGCGACUGAAGGAAGAGGUGAGCCAAGAGCAUGCCGAGGCUGUCAGACAGGUCAGCACUCUGUACAGUGAGAAGAAGAAGGAGCUGGAGCAGUUGCUGGCAGAUGUUUAGUCAUUAUGUGCCAGUAUGGAUACAAGUGUGCGGUUAGAAAAGCUACAAGAAUUAGCUCAUGUGCUGCUUUCCCCCCAAAAUUCAUAUUCAAAGUGUGAUUUAUAUCGUACAUAAACAUAGCAACAGAAAAAGCACAAUGAGGGAAAAUGUCGGCAAUGUGUCACUUUGAAACAUUUUGCCAGGUUAUGAGAUUCCCUGCCUGGAAAGCAGUGAUGUAUCAUUUUUAUAAAGGAAAGCAUCAUCAUUAUCAUCAAUAUGCCGAGCAGGUGUGUGUAAAGCACAGGUCAAGUGUUCAAGAAGUAAGUGCAAACACAACUUUGGUUUCCAGAAUAAAUCACCAGCGCGCCCGUGUUUGGAACAUUUGAUUUGACCUUUGACUUCAAGUCAAGCCACUGUCUGCUUGAAUGAUCAGUAACAGCUGCUUGGCCACAUCAAAAACAAUAGCACAUAUCCACCUUAUUUGUACUGCUGCUUUCACCGAAGAACAUCAUGUGACACGUGUUCAUCUGCUUCCAAUUUCCUUCUAGGUCUAAUGUUUCCAUGUGCACAUGAGAAGGAUUACAUGUGUACUUUUCACUCAUGUUCAAAUGAAACCUUCAAUAAAUAAAUCAACCCCCCCCCCCCCC